This is a messenger RNA of Oncorhynchus gorbuscha (pink salmon), 967 nucleotides long. RefSeq names its product R3H domain-containing protein 1-like. NCBI's taxonomy places the organism in Eukaryota, Metazoa, Chordata, Actinopteri, Salmoniformes, Salmonidae. The coding region runs from base 35 to 952 and encodes 305 amino acids. The record is from RefSeq and is a predicted model, not a curated record. The transcript has 6 exons.
ACGUCCUAAUGUUACUGAAGGUUACCACGCUGUGAUGCCAAGUCAGCCCCAAGGCCCUCAGCAUCAGAACCUGGUGAACAACCAGCAGCACAGCAAUAUGGGAAAUCACAUGACGGCCUUCAUGGUCCAGUACCCUUCAAUGCCGUCUUAUCAGGUAUCAAUGCCCCAGGGGUCUCAGAACAUGCCUCCACAUCAGCAGGCAUGUCAACAGCCAAUGAUGAUCCAGAGCCAUCCAAGCCAAGCUCCCAUGGCCAUGUCAGGCAUGCAGGUUUACUACAGUGUCAUGCCCCCAAAUCAACACAGCACCAUGAGUCCAUCGAUGGGUUUCUUACCUCCUGCUGGGGCAGAGCAGAUGCAGUUUCCCCGGGCUUCGUCUCCGUGUGGAACCCAGCAGCUACCAGGACAGCAGUGCUCAGGUGUGCUCCCCAGUCCUCACAGUGGUGGUAUGGUGAUGAUGCAGCUGACCCUGCCCCCUAACCACCAGCCCAGAGCCCACUCCCCUCCACAGUGGAAACACAACAGAUACUACAGUCUGGAUCACACACGCAGCCAGAGGUCCUCAGAACAACUAAACAACUCACAGAACAGUCCCCAGCUGGGCCCCAGCACGCCUCCAGCACAGCCCCAAGCUCCAACCCACCAACUCACCUCCAUAAAGAACCUCCGCUCGGCCGGCCUCACCCCCAUCCCCAUAAUGGCCCAGUUCCCCAGACCCUUCGGCCCAGGGCAGGCAGUGGACGGCAGAUACCCAUUGCUGGGUCAACCCCUCCAGUACAACCCUGCCAUCAGGCCUCCGCUGAUCCAUGGCACACACCACAUGAUCCCCAACCACCACCACGGCCCAAUGGGAAUCCGGCAUCAUGGGGGGCGAGGGAGGAGACCACCACCUAGGAAGUCAUUAUCAUCAGAUCUUAGUGUAGGUGACCCAGGUAAUAGAGAGGAGAGACUUUAGUUGUUGACCUUAGGC